Venustampulla echinocandica is the source of this 1311-nucleotide messenger RNA. RefSeq lists its product as uncharacterized. Bases 1 to 1311 code for a protein of 436 amino acids. The record is from RefSeq and is a predicted model, not a curated record. The transcript has 3 exons. Lineage: Eukaryota; Fungi; Ascomycota; Leotiomycetes; Helotiales; Pleuroascaceae.
AUGGCGGCCACGAACCACAAUCACGCCAAUUAUCAGGCCCGGCUAGACUUUAUACAAAACCAGCUCCAGGAGCAAUUUAGCCUCAAGGAAGAUGCCGCUAUCACCCCCAUCCAAUACGACCCGGAAUGCGUUUUCAAAUACAACAACUUCGUCUAUUGUAUUUCUCUCCCUGUGCCCAUCACGGUGAACCAGGCGGCCAAAUAUAGGUAUCAACAGCCCGGUUGUGUCCCCAUUCCCGAGGGCACCAAGGAGCUCAUAUUCCGCCUCGCCAACCCUAAUGCCGAGGGCAUGAACCGAACAACCCGCGUUGAAAAUGAAGUAGCCACCAUCGCUCUCGCCUCUGCUGCUCUUGCUAGCUUUGUUCCACGUGUAGUGCCUUCAGUAUAUGCCUGGGGAAGUGCAGCCGUCGAAUCCUCACAAGGUUGGAUCAUCCAAGAGCUGAUGCCAGGCGCGCCGGUGGACGAGUCAUUUGAUGCUAUGGAUCUUGAGCAGAAGCGCCAGAUUUUUGCACAAAUGGCUAAACUGUUAAAGUCGUUGCAAGACUAUAAGCUGCCCAAGAGUAUUACUAGUUUUGGGGGCGUGACAUUCGAUGACACUGGUCGUACUAUAAGCACCGCCAUGACUAGUGUUGGCGCCGGACCUUGGCCCUCAUACGAAGCUUCUUUCGAAGGCCGACUCGAAGUGGCACUUCGGAAGGCAGAUGCAAAUCCAUAUAUUAAAGGAUGGUAUGCCAACGGCGUGAGAGAGCGUCUGGAUGCUUUUAUUAAGCGUGGUGUCCCAGCCCAGUUUGAGGCUCUAGGCUCAAGCAAGACCGGGUUAUUAUACAUGCAGACUUUAGUGAGUUCUACGAACAAUCUCUUAUUCGAUGCCACAUCUGGCCGCAUCACGGCACUCAUUGACUAUGAUUUUGCAUGUGUCUCGCAUCCUUCAUACGAAUUCCUUCGCUCCUUUGAUGGCGCUGGUGGUCAGUUCCGAGGUUGGUCUAGCGACGAAGCCACCGAGGAUAUGGCUUUGAGGGAAGCAAAGCUUCAUGGGUUUCCUUCGCCACUCCCGCCGACAACCAAGGACGGAGUCAAGUGGAAUGUCAUGAAAGCUUGGGAGGAUGAGUUGGAGAAGCUGGACGUUGAGCGACCAAGAAACAUUCCAGGUAUCGACAAGGUGGCAGAUGUUGACACAGUCCUUCGCACGAUUUUACCCUGGCGUGUCUCUAAUUCUGAUAUCUUGCGGUUGCAAUCGGAGGAAGUGAUUAUUAAAUGCAGGAACGAAAACGAAGAGCAGCUAGUUGGACUACUUAGUCGCUUGGGAUUCUAA